AUGGUUCCGUGCCAGGGUGUAUCCGGCACCCUGUACCCGUUCCGUUUCUGUUUUGGUAACGCGGCGACAUUAAAUAACGAGGCAUCGGCUAAGAAGUGUUCUGAUUUCUGCUCUCAGCUGGACAAGGUGUUGAAAUCGGAAUAUUUUGUUAAGCUGUUCAAAGAAUGUGACAUAUUCAUUUGGACUAUCAGAGAACCGUUCACCUACUUGGUUCUCGCGCUCUGGUCACUAUCCCUCUUCUACCUCAUCUGCGUCAUGGUUGGCAGACUGGAUGUGCUCCACAUCCGCUCACACCUGAGAUCACCAUCAUCGCACAGGAUAACGGCGCAGUCAUUGUUGGCUGCUGCGCAAGUCGGAAGGCUUGCCAAGAUAUCGUACCUUCAACCGUGA
Messenger RNA from Babesia bigemina, 390 nucleotides. RefSeq lists its product as hypothetical. The coding region runs from base 1 to 390 and encodes 129 amino acids. Lineage: Eukaryota; Apicomplexa; Aconoidasida; Piroplasmida; Babesiidae. The transcript has a single exon. The record is from RefSeq and is a predicted model, not a curated record.